GAGGAAAAAACACCUCCUUUUCCUUCUCCUUCUCUUUCUCUUAGUCUCUGUUUUUCCCAUCUUUUACUUUCUCACACAAUACCCUUUUCUUUUUUCUCUUCCAUCUCUCUGUUUUCAGUUUUUUUUUCUUUGCUGCAUUUCAUCAAACACAAGGGGGGUGUUUUUUUUUUCUUUGUGUUUUUUGAAAUCAGUGAAAAAGUUGGUCGGAAUUAAUGGAAAUUCCGGUGAUGGGUUGUUGUUAAUGGAAGUAGUAGUAGUAGUAGAAGAAGAAUACUUCUAUUUUGCUUCUUAACCAUAAUCAUCAUGGAUUUUGAUGCCGGAAUUUCCUUGUCUGUGACUGAAGGACCUUCCUCUUUGUCACCGUCUCUCGACCAAGACACUUUGUGGCAAAUGAAUUUGAGAUCAAGGGAUUCAAUUGAGUCGGGACAUUAUCCUGUCCGUGAAGGUGAACCAGAUUGUUCCUACUAUAUCAGAACUGGUCUCUGUAGGUUUGGAUCAACUUGCCGGUUCAACCAUCCUCCUAAUAGGAAGCUGGCCAUCGCCACUGCAAGGAUGAAGGGAGAGUAUCCAGAAAGAAUAGGACAACCCGAAUGCCAGUACUUCUUGAAAACGGGAACUUGCAAAUUUGGAGCCACUUGCAAAUUUCACCAUCCUAAAGACAAGGCUGGGAUUGCUGGAAGAGUUACCCUAAAUGUCAUGGGCUAUCCACUUCGCCCGAAUGAGUCUGAAUGUGCUUAUUACAUGAGAACUGGACAGUGCAAGUUUGGAAGUACCUGUAAAUUUCACCAUCCCCAGCCUUCUAACAUGAUGGUCUCCUUACGUGGUUCUCCUGUUUAUCCUCCCGUUCCUUCUGCAACAACUCCUGGUCAGCUGUCCUACCCCUUGUCUAGAGGUUCUUUUAUCCCCGGGGCACGCUGGCAGGGUCCUUCAGGUUACACUCCAUUGAUAGUACCUCAGGGAGUAGUAUCAGUUCCAGGAUUUGCAUACAGUGGUCAGAUGGGCUCAGUUUCUUCUCCUGAGGGCCAGGGACAGACAGCUGGAAAUAACCAGGUCUAUGGAACUUCACGAUCCAGUGAUCCAGUAGCCAUGGGAUCUCAAGCAGUCACUUCCCCAUAUCGUCAAGCUUCUGGUCCUAUGGGGUACUAUGCAUUGCAAGAGGAGAAUGUCUUCCCUGAACGACCUGGACAGCCUGAAUGCCAGUUUUACAUGAAGACCGGAGACUGCAAGUUUGGUGCUGUUUGUAGAUUCCAUCAUCCAAGGGAAAGGCUUAUUCCUCCUCCUGAUUGUCUGCUAAGUCCCAUUGGACUUCCUUUACGGCCUGGAGAACCACUGUGUAUUUUCUAUUCCAGAUAUGGGAUCUGCAAAUUUGGCCCAAGUUGCAAGUUUGAUCACCCAAUGACGGUUUUCACUUAUAGUAUUGCAGCAUCAUCAGCUACUGAUGCUCCUACAGUUCAGCGUUUAUUGGGUUCAUCAUCAGGAACCAGUGCAUUGAACAUGACUUCAGAAGGGCUUGUUGAAGCAGUUUCAACAAAGCCCAGGCGACUGUCACUCUCAGAAACGAGAAAGAUGCCGUCUGGUGAUAAUAACAUUGACAGAGAGGGGUGAUAUUUAUCCACCAAUUAUCAGCCAGCAUCAUUAUUUUCUAUCUUUUUGAGAAUCAAUAACAGUUGCCUGUAAAUUCUUUUCCAUCGGUGGAGAUGUACAGAAUCCAGUAAAAAUCUCAAUUUAUUCUUCUGAAAAUGCAUUUCAGUUGACAAAGUUGACAUUUCUGUACUUUCACUUUGGAGCAAUGUAUAAAUCUGCCGAUGUUGGCACAAAUUGGUGAAUCCAACUGUUAAUUAUUCAACAGCCAUCAGCCCUCUACAUUUCUCUUUGUGAAUUAAAUUAACCCCUAAUCUCCUGUAUGACCAUUGAUUUCCUCUACAGCAUCCAGCUUUUGUUAAUAUCAGAGAAGGUUGUAAUAAUCUAAA
Solanum pennellii is the source of this 1970-nucleotide messenger RNA. RefSeq names its product zinc finger CCCH domain-containing protein ZFN-like. Gene Ontology annotation, molecular function: metal ion binding; mRNA binding. The record is from RefSeq and is a predicted model, not a curated record. NCBI's taxonomy places the organism in Eukaryota, Viridiplantae, Streptophyta, Magnoliopsida, Solanales, Solanaceae. The transcript has 7 exons. The coding region runs from base 304 to 1605 and encodes 433 amino acids.